Messenger RNA from Hipposideros armiger (great roundleaf bat), 6230 nucleotides. It is a transcript of the gene SUGP2, whose product is annotated as SURP and G-patch domain containing 2. Gene Ontology annotation, molecular function: RNA binding. The transcript is spliced from 10 exons. The record is from RefSeq and is a predicted model, not a curated record. Gene Ontology annotation, biological process: RNA processing. Gene Ontology annotation, cellular component: nucleoplasm. The coding region runs from base 320 to 3592 and encodes 1090 amino acids. Lineage: Eukaryota; Metazoa; Chordata; Mammalia; Chiroptera; Hipposideridae.
UGAGCCGCGGACUCGGCCUUCGGGCUCCGCGGCGGCCGCGCCCCGGCCAUGUAAACCUGAGGGGCGAUCCGCGGCCUUCCGGGCCCAACACCCCCCUUUUCUUCGUCCUCGGAGGCCGGGAGCAGGCGGGCCGCAUCCCAAGGAUUUCAUUCAUUCCCUCGCUCAUUCAUUCGACCCCAGCCCAGAGCGGCCCCUCGUGAGGCGGUCACCGCGGCCCGGCGCUGUAUUGGGCCCUUUGCCAUUUUCAACGGGUUCAUCCCCACCAUUAGCUGCCCAUCCCAUAGAUGGGGAAACGGAGGCACAGAAAGGUCAGAGAAACAUGGCAGCAAGGCGAAUUGCACAGGAGAGUUUUGAUGCUGUGUUACAAGAAAAAGCUAACCGAUAUCACGUGGACCCCAGCAGUGAGGCUGCAGGGGAAGCUCUGCAGUUUAAAGCUCAAGAUCUUCUAAGGACAGUCCCAAGAGUCAGAGCAGAAAUGUAUGAUGACAUUCACAGUGACAGUAGAUACACUCUGGGUGGAUCCGUAGGUCACUCUCGAGAUGCUGGGAGAGAAGCCCUGAGAGGUGAUGUGUUUCCGGGGCCUUCUUUCAGAUCAAGCAACCCUUCUGUAAGCGAAGACAACUACUUUCGCAAAGAGUGUGGCCGAGAUCUGGAAUUUUCCCACCCUGACUCACGAGACCAGGUCUUUGGCCACCGGAAAUUGGGACAUUUCCGUUCUCCGGACUGGAAAUUUACACUCCGUGGCUCUUGGGAACAAGACUUUGGCCACCCAGUUUCUCAAGAAUUGUCUUGGUCACAGGAAUAUAAUUUUGGUCCUUCUGCACUACUGGGGGACUUUGGCUCCUCCAGACUGAUUGAGAAAGAGUGUUUGGAGAAAGAGAGUCGGGAUUACGACGUGAACCGUCCAGGGGAGGCAGACUCUGUGCUCCGAGGCAGCAGCCAAGUCCAGGGCAGAGGCCGAGGUCUAAACAUAGUUGACCAGGAGGGUGCCCUCCUAGGAAAGGGGGAGACUCCGGGCCUGCUCACACCUAAAGGGGAGGUCGGGAAACUUGUCACACUGAGAAGUGUGAGCACAAAAAAAGUACCCACUAUAAAUCGUAUUACUCCCAAAACUCAGGGCACCAACCAAAUCCAGAAAACCACCCCAAGUUCUGAUGUGACCCUAGGGACAAACCCAGGGAUGGAAGAGAUCCAAUUCCCUACUCAUAAGAUCCCUCUGGGGCUCAAUCUGAAGGACAUUCGCCUCCCCAGAAGAAAGAUGAGCUUUGACAUCAUAGAUAAGUCUGAUGUAUUUUCAAGAUUUGGGAUAGAAAUAAUCAAAUGGGCAGGAUUCCACACCAUAAAAGAUGAUGUUAAAUUUUCCCAGCUUUUCCAGACUCUCUUUGAACUUGAAACUGAAACCUGUGCUAAAAUGCUCGCCUCAUUCAAAUGCUCCUUAAAACCAGAGCACAGAGAUUUUUGCUUUUUUACUAUCAAAUUUUUAAAGCACUCUGCAUUGAAAACACCCAGAGUCGAUAAUGAGUUUUUAAAUAUGCUUUUAGACAAAGGUGCUGUGAAGACCAAAAAUUGCUUUUUUGAAAUCAUAAAGCCCUUUGACAAGUAUAUAAUGAGGCUUCAAGACCGGCUUCUGAAGAGUGUCACACCUCUGCUCAUGGCCUGCAAUGCCUAUGAGCUGAGUGUCAAAAUGAAAACCCUCAGUAACCCCCUAGACUUGGCUCUUGCCCUGGAGACCACCAAUUCUCUCUGCCGGAAGUCUUUGGCCCUUUUGGGACAGACAUUCUCCUUGGCCUCUUCCUUCCGUCAAGAAAAAAUCUUAGAAGCUGUCGGCCUCCAAGAUAUAGCUCCCUCUCCUGCUGCAUUUCCAAACUUUGAAGACUCCACUCUAUUUGGGAGGGAGUACAUUGAUCACCUGAAAGCCUGGCUGGUCAGCAGUGGGUGUCCACUUCAGGUCAAGAGAGCUGAAUCCGAGCCAACUCAAGAUGAGGAGAAAAUGGUUCCUCCUACCAAACCUGAAAUUCAGGCCAAGGCUUCAAGUGGUCUGAGUGAUGCCAUCCCCCAGCGAGCAGAUCACAAGGUGGUGGACACCAUCGACCAGCUGGUCACACGUGUCGUUGAAGGCAGCCUGUCUCCUAAAGAGAGAGCUCUUCUCAAGGAGGACCCUGCUUACUGGUUUUUGUCUGAUGACAGUAGUCUGGAGUAUAAAUAUUACAAGCUGAAACUGGCAGAAGUGCAGCGGAUGAGCCAGACCUCACCAGGAGCAGAUCAGAAGCCAGUGGCAGCAGAGUGUGCAGUCCGGGCCAUGCUGUACGCCCAGGCAGUCCGGAGCCUCAAGAAGAGGCUCCUCCCAGGGCGGCGGCGGGGACUGCUCCGAGCUCAAGGGCUCCAGGGCUGGAAGGUGAGGAGAGCAACCACCGGGACCCAGACCCUCCUCUCCUCAGGCACCAGACUGAAACACCAUAGCCGGCAGGCUCCAGGCUCCUUGCAGGGAAAGCUGCCCCAGCCAGAUGGGAGUGAUGCUGCCAAGGACUGGCCACCAGACCCAGCCAGACCCUCUUCUCAGGACCUCAGCCCAGAAUCCACAGGCCCGUCCCCCAAGCCAGCAGGAGUGGACAAAUCCGAAGCCCCUCAGAGCUCCUCUCCCUGCCUAUCUGCUGAAGUUGACACAAAGACAAUGGAGACUGCAGAGAAACUGGCCAAAUUUGUUGCUCAGGUGGGACCAGAGAUUGAACAGUUCAGCAUAGAAAACAGCGCCGACAACCCUGACCUGUGGUUUCUCCAUGACCAAAAUAGCGCAGCUUUCAAAUUCUAUCGAAAGAAAGUAUUUGAACUCUGCCCAUCCAUUUGUUUUACAUCAUCUCCGCUGAACCUCCAUGCCGGUGAGAGCACCCUAGAGCCUGUGGAAGGGGAAGGAGAGUUUGAGGAUGAGGCCCCUCAGCAGGAGGCUGAGCUGGAAAGCCUAGAGGUGAUGCCUGAGGAGGAGGACGACGACGAGGACGAGGAGGAUGAGGAUGAGGAGGGGGGCGAGGAAGCCUCCGCUUCUGGAGGGCCCUCCAGGAGGGCUGGAGGGGCUGCCAAGUCUGAGGGCUCUGAGGACAGCCCCCCUGCUGAUGGCCUCCCGAGCGAGGCAGCUGAAGAUGGCCCAGCUGACACGCCUGCCCUGUCACAGGCCUCCUUGGGAGCCUGCUUCCCCCGGAAGAGGGUCAGCAGCAAGUCACUGAAGGUCGGCAUGAUUCCAGCUCCCAAGAGGUUGUGUCUCAUCCAGGAGCCCAAAGUUCACGAACCAGUUCGCAUUGCCUACGACAGGCCUCGGGGUCGUCCCAUAUCCAAAAAGAAGAAACCCAAGGACUUUGACUUCGCCCAGCAAAAGCUGACUGACAAGAACCUGGGGUUCCAGAUGCUGCAGAAGAUGGGCUGGAAAGAGGGCCACGGCCUGGGCUCCUGUGGGAAGGGCAUCAGGGAGCCUGUUGGCAUGGGAACGGCCUCAGAAGGGGAGGGGCUGGGUGCUGACGGGCAGGAGCACAAGGAAGACACGUUCGACGUGUUCCGUCAGAGGAUGAUGCAGAUGUACAGACACAAACGGGCCAACAAAUAGGUACGUGCACAAGCUGUCGCAUCAGGCACCCUGCCUAAGCCAGCAUUCUGACAGCAGCAGCAUUUCCUCCAGAAAGUCAGUAUUCCCCAUAUCCCCAAAACCAAACAUCAAAGUUCCACACAAAAAAAUCUGAAAAUUCUGUGAGGGAAACAAAAGGGAGUUUUUGGAUGUGAUGUGUUCCCCUUCUCACCUUCCAGGUUCGGCUACAGGAGUGAGUCCCAUGCUCCCUGAGCACAGCUGCAUGGGGCCUGCCUGCGGGGCCUCGGUGCAGGGCUCCCAGGCUGCCCCAGGAGUGGCUUUGUGUCCCAUAAGUGUAAGGGCAUCCUGGAAGCUGGCCGCAGAGUAUGGUCACUUUGUUUCCCUCUCUGAGGGUCUUCAAAUCCUCUUCCUUCUGAAGGGCCUUGGGCCUGCCAAUGUCUUCAUCUUCUCCUCUUUUUAGUUGCCCUCCCCACCCGUAAUUUCCAACUUGGUUUUGAACAAAAUCAUUCUCUCCUUGAAUAGAUGAAAACCAUUGGUGAGAAAGAUAAGCCCUGAAGCAGCAAUUACCCUAAAAACGCCACCUCUGUCCCGGAUCCACCGUGGAGCCAGUUCCCAAGUUGGUUUGGUGUGUACACGAGAAGCAAAUGUAUCUGCAAUUGCUGGUGUGGAGGUUCUGCUGGCUUUUCUUAAAGAAAAAAAAAUGCACCAUUUCCAGUCUGCUUUUGCCUUUCCUCCUCUUCCAGGUGCUUUGGGCAGCAAGCGCCCUCGUCUUUCCUGGUUCCUUCUCGGAAGGUGGUGCUGCCCGGGCAGCACCAGGGGCUUGGGAACCAGCUCCUGUCUGUUUUCCCAUCCAGAGCAUGUUGCUCCCCAGAAGUGCCCUGUUAGCAGACUUGAUGCUAAAAUGAUGACCAAUUGUGUCUUCUUGUUUCCAGAAUUUAAACAGGAUGUAAUCUGUGCUCUGGCACCACAGCCUGUCAGUGGGAGCGCUGAAGCUCUUUGAACAAGUGGAGAUACUUGAUUCCACGAACAUAUUAUUUUAUGGAGUCUCACCUCUUAGCAACAGUAUAAUAGAGCUGUAUUCAGUGGGGAGUAGUCACUACACUGAUGAAACUUUCCCCAGAUCUAAAGAUCUCUUUAGAAUCCACAAAGAAAGCCACAGUCUGAUUUUUCUUUUUAAACCAUAUAAUGGAAUCUCCUACAAUGGAGUGGGGUAAGUUCUUCGAGACUCUUCAUUUUUUGCAUGUGUGGCAGUGGAAAGAAUUGGGUUUUUUAGGGCUCUUAUACAGAACAGCAAGGAUGUUCAUGGGGUGGGCUCUGCAGCUGUUUGCCAUUCAAGGCGUAUGAUUGCCACCCCCUUCCAGUUUCUCCCAGCGCUUUGCAACUACAUGCGAAAUUCUCAGGCUGUGGGAAUCUCAACCCUUCCUCCUAAAGCAGCAGUGUUGAAGUUUUAAAUGUGUGCUAAAAUCUGGAAAACUUGGUCCUACUGAUAGUACAGCAGUGAGUUGCUGUGUCAGCUGCUUUUAUUGGCUAUUAAAACCUUGCUGUCUCAGAGCACAGACCUCCCAGCUGUGGUCCCAGCUCCUCUGGUCUGUCUUGUCUGUCCUGUCAUUCACUGUAGCAUCUCGCCUGCCUGGUGCCGCCUCUCUUAAUGUUGGGUGUUGCCCCCAGAUCUCUGCCUAUUUCUGGUCACUUCUGUUGCUUUGGCAGCUGGCAGAUCUUUAUGGCCGUGGCAAUGAUGGUUGUCCUUCAGUAGAGGUGAACCCGCCUGCAGGGGUGGUGUGGUUUGGGGAACCACGGCUGUGGAAGCUCAUCUUCUGCUCCUCUCUUUCCUAAUCCUUCCAUCAGCCUUCCAUGUUGGCCAUGGGUUGGGCCACGGGAUGGAACUCUGAGAACAGGGCCUUGGUCCCUGUGGCCUGUCAGAGCGCCUGUGGGCGAGACAUGCACCUUUUCUCUUUCUCUCGAGCACAGCUCUGUCAUAUUCUCUCUGACUGUUGAAUUCACUCUGUCCUAGUGUGUUCAUUCUUGGCUUUCUCGGCUUUUAUUCACAAGCAAAAUGCUUUAGGAAUUCCCAGGGAAUUCCCUGUUCCUAUAGCCUCCUGACACUCCUCCUCCUGGGGACAUCCCGCUUUCAGCUGACAGUGAGCCUUUGCCAAAUGUUAAAGGAAACAGCUACUUCUUGAGCCUGGAAAGUCCUCUGGGCACUCAAGUGAUGCUUCUUCUGUGGAGUCAGCACUGAGGCGUUGCGGACGCCGGGGCAAAGUAUUGGCAGUGCGCCCUGGGCCAGCUGCCGGCCGGGACCCAGUGUGCUGGCCCUCUGUGCCACCGUGCUGUCUCGGCCAGACCGCUCUGCAGGGAGUGUGCGAGCGCGUGUGCGGGUAUGUGGCCUUGUCAAAGUCACAGCAUCUUUUCUGUCAUUCUAGUUCCAGGGUCUCCCCCGUGAGGACGACAGGCAUCCGGAAAGUACUAACUCACCACUUUGGGUGCUUACUGUCUGGAAUCAGAUAGAGAAUUUUAGUGUUUUUGGUCUUUGGUAAAACCUAGAAGACAUUUGUGAUGUUACAAAAUGGAAGUUUUUGGGUGUUUUUUUUUUUAAAUCUAUGAAGUUGUGAAUGUUGUUAAUCAUUUAGCAGUUGCAAUAAAUGUAGAGGAACCCAACCUU